CGUGUUUCGGCAAUAUCCCGUCCGAAGUACGCUUUCCGCUCCAACCUAUCUCAAAACCAAGCACUAAUCGAACAGACAUAGAUUCUAUACCAAAUACUAUCCCACCUUCCUCUCGUCCCCCUCAUCCGCCUAUGUCGCGCUUCAUCAUGUCUCGCCGCCGUGGUCCAAGAUUACGUCCAACAUAGCAUCCUCUGCCACCAUGCUCCCAAAUCGCCCUAUAAACUGCAGCUCACCGUCUCCGAGCCGGCCCUCAUGACCAAACACGAUGAUCUGGAGUUGACAUACGCCGGCUGCCUGCCCCAAGCAGAUUCCCUAGGGAGGGGGGCGGAGAAACGGGCUGAGCUGCGAUCUGACUAUAGUCGGUUUAAAGUGUGCAGUUCCCGGGGAAUGGACAGCGGAAAUAGAAGCCUGGACUGGCAGAGGAACGGGUUCAGCACUCUUAUAUGUCUCGAUGAACUGGACUCGUUGUAUCAGUUCCACACCAACAUGUACUACCAGAGGCGCGGGCCUCGCAGCUCAUUUUUCACAGGUGGUAAGGAAGAUCUGAAGACUGUGCGGUUAUGGAGGAAUUGGCUGGGCAGUGAGGAAGAAGAAGAAGAUGUGGAGCAGAGUCCGCGAGAGAAGGAUCGGAUUAUCUGGACGGGAUGCGCGCCUGAUGCGAUCGGGUUCACGGUCUCGGUGCAGCGACAUACUCCGUCUGGGGAGGAUGAGGCCGCACUGCAGCUUCCUUCGGUUGGGGGGUCCAGGGAGGCGUGCGAGUUCUACAAGGUGAGGAUUGGGGAGGUGCUGGUUCGGAAUUCCUACCUGUUGGCUUUGCGGGAGAAUUUGGUCAAUUGAUUCUUUUUGAGGUUAGAGGCAAUUUUCCAAAAGGUGAUUGCUUU
Molecule: messenger RNA, 881 nt
Organism: Aspergillus candidus
Lineage: Eukaryota; Fungi; Ascomycota; Eurotiomycetes; Eurotiales; Aspergillaceae
Exons: 1
Coding region: 253-837 (194 amino acids)
Source: RefSeq, a predicted model, not a curated record